AUGCCACAACGGAGUAUUGUAACCCGCGAGAGACAGAAGCGCCCCCGGCAUGUUGCUGGAGAUGAAACGAAAGGCGUGGAGUCCACAACGCAUAGUGCUGAUAUCCACUCGGAUGAAAAUGAUUAUCACAGUGAUGUGAGAAGCUCGCAGGCAUAUGGUUCUCCUUCAUUUGUAUCCUCAGCAGCAGCUGAAAUACAACAUGAACUAAAGAAACAAUUUGAUGUUUGUCAAUUGGUUGAACGCGAUGUUACCUCUUUACUUAAACAGAGGGAUCAAUCAACUGCAUCUAUGGAUGUUAUUUCCUCAUUUCAGAAUAUAUCUCCUAAUGAAAUGGUUCGUCUUAAUGUUGGUGAUACAAUUUUCACAGUUCCUCUUACGCUUCUUUUAAGUAAAGAUGGAAAUGAAAACUACUUUGAUGUACUCUUUGGUUUUCGUAAACUCAACAUUGGUAAUAAUGAUAGUAACAACAACGAAAACAACGACAACCUUACUAACAAUUAUCUUCUUCAACCUCCUAUUUUAGAUGAAACUGGGGCUCUCUUUAUUGAUAGAGAUCCUGCUACUUUCCAUCUCAUUCUUAACUACCUUAGAGGGUAUCGCUUACUUAGCACGUUAAAUGAAGAUCAAUUGUCUAUGUUAAAGACAGAUGCACGAUAUUUCCAACUACAUGGUUUAAUGAAACAACUUGGUGAUCAAAACACUGAAAAUACCAUGAAGUUUCGUCCUGGACCAGGAGUUAAUCCUGAACGUAAUCGAUUUCGUGUUAUUUAUGGAGUUGCUGUGGUUGGACAUCGUUUUCUUAUCACUGGACGUCAUCGAAUUACAUUUCAAGUGAUGAACAGUGAUUAUGUAGGUAUUGGAUUAGUCUCAGAGUCGUGUGUGAGCACCGAUCAAGAGUUUCACAAGACCUCUCACUGUUGUGUUUACUACAUGACAGGUGUAUUUUACUCUAAUUUCCCACAUCACCGUAAGGAAGAUGGAUUAGAGGCAUUUGAAAAGAAUGAUUAUGUAUCUCUUAUGGUGGAUAUGAAUAAGCGGGUGGCAGAGUAUACACUUAAAAAUUCAACAAAAAUAAUAUCUCUUGGAAAUGCUCGAAAAUUACGUUUUGCAGUAGCAAUGAAAUUAAGUUCCAGUGUUCGUAUUGUUCCAGAGGAGGAGGCGGCACAACUUCCCCUCUUUCAGAGAAAAGCACAGAUAGAAGGACAAAUACCUGUAAACCGCACAUCAUCCUUUGCGGAUGACCGUGAGGCACUCACACAAUUAUCACAACCCAGCGGUGCAGGAACUUUGGCUUCAGGCGUUGGUGGAGCACAAGAACAGGCCUCAUCUUCACAGCAAUUACAACAACAACAACAACAACAACAACAACAAGUGAUGACUUCAUUGUUUAUGCCCCGUUCAUUAGAAGGUGGUCUGCGUCCUGCACUUAUUGAUGGUCUUGGAAGAGCAACACGACCAUUUGUGUUGAGCUCUUUCUCUAGUGCUCUUCUACCAGGCGAUAUCAGCGCUAUUGAUCCAAUUUUACUUGUUUCCAGUACCCGUGAGAGGCGAGAUGACGCAUGA
Messenger RNA from Trypanosoma theileri, 1563 nucleotides. RefSeq lists its product as uncharacterized. Gene Ontology annotation, molecular function: protein binding. NCBI's taxonomy places the organism in Eukaryota, Euglenozoa, Kinetoplastea, Trypanosomatida, Trypanosomatidae. The record is from RefSeq and is a predicted model, not a curated record. Gene Ontology annotation, biological process: protein homooligomerization. The transcript has a single exon. Bases 1 to 1563 code for a protein of 520 amino acids.